This is a messenger RNA of Periconia digitata, 568 nucleotides long. NCBI's taxonomy places the organism in Eukaryota, Fungi, Ascomycota, Dothideomycetes, Pleosporales, Periconiaceae. The record is from the annotation of a GenBank genome assembly.
UAAGAAUAUAACUGAUGAAUACGUAGGCAAGAACAAAGCUGACGACUUUCCAAUGGCAGCCGGAAACGUAAGCAAACUAGAAAGACUGUGAGAAAGUAAAGCAUACAACGUUAUAAACCAUCGCUGUGUGUAGAAACACCUGAACUUCACUUCAAAAUCAGUAAAGCAUACAAACUACAUGUCUGGCCAUGUCAAAUUGUGGUUUUUGUUCAAACAUCUGUGCUCUGCUAUAUUCUUUUCCGUCAUCAGUUACAGUAAAUUCCCAUGCAAGUCAACCGGUUCGCGAAUCGGGCCCGAAAGUGCUUUUAUAGACAGCCGUAGACAUACAGCCCGAUUUUUUUCAUUUGAUUUCCAAGCAAAGGUUAGAGGAUUCGUCGAUAUCACGGGGAAUAGAUUAUCAUCUCCACGCGCUAGUGUGCGCACCACCUUCUUUGUUAUCCAUCGAUUCAUUUGUAGUACAGAAGAACGAUUCCCGUACAGCAGGGCCCCGAGACUUUUUUUCUUUCUGCACAAAAACCUUUACUUUCAUAGCAGCAGCGCCCUUAUAGACAGACUGUACUCUGCUUGA